AUGACUCAAAAUUCACCUCUUGUCGCCGUGGUCGGUAGCACUGGGACCGGAAAAUCGCGCCUGUCAAUCGAACUUGCUAUCGCUCUGCGCGCUGGAAUUGGAAGCGUCCUCGGAUCCUGGAAAAACUCCAAAAUUAUUAAUGCAGACGCUAUGCAAGUGUAUAAAGGUCUCGAUCUUGUUACGAAUAAAGUCACCGAGUCGGAGAUGAAUGGAAUUGAACACACAUUGUUUGAUUUUCGGGAUCUGGACCAUGAAUAUGUUAUUACGGAAUGGGUCACGGACGCAACAGCAGAGAUCAGCACGGCCCAUGCAAACAAUCAGUUACCUAUUGUGGUUGGAGGGACUACUUACUGGGUGCAGCACUUGCUGUUCGCUAACGGAUUAACAUCCCUCAAAGAUUCAAUACAUGAUCCUGUGCACGAAUCGUCGAUUUCGACCUCUUUAAUCGAUCUUCCGUCUUCAUUACAACAGCUCUUUAAUAACCUCCCUCCGCGAGGAGAUGGCGUUGACGAGACUAUGGCUUUCGAUCUGCACAAUCUGCUUUCUCAUCUUGAUCCUGUCACGGCAACCCGAUGGCAUUGGAAAGACACUAGAAAAAUGCCUAUGAAGCACAACUCGAUCCUAUUUCAAGGCAAGUACCAUGCUACGUUCUGCAUGCAUUACCAACGUAUAUUUAGAUACCCGGCAAUCGUAUUUUGGCUGUACAUGGAUCCCAAUCAUUUGAAUCCUAUACUUGACGCUCGCAUCGACAAAAUGGUAGAGCUCGGUCUCAAAAAUGAAAUUGAAGCGAUGCGAAAGGUUAUAUCCAGCGCUGAAAACAGAGGCCAAAUGACUGGGUUAAACCAAGCCAUUGGCUCUCCGCCUCCGCCUCCACCUACCACCCACCACCUCGACCCCGCCCACGACCCCUUCCUCCACGACCCCUCCCGGAGCCUCCGCCCCCGCCUCUCCCACGCUGCACAACGUUGUGGGAGCCAGUCCACCGCUUCCCCCUCUUUACCAGAGGUGCCGCCUCCACCCCGCCCGCGACCCCUGCCCCCUCUUGAUUUCUUCGGGGUCUCGGGCGAUUUGAUCGCCCCGGGUAUAGCGAUAACGCCCGCGGGAAGAGACGCAGCAGAAGUAGGAGCAACAGCACUUGGGGUCGGGGCUGAGGCGGGUGCAGGCGUAGACUCGCUGCAGGUGCACCAGAAGCAGAAGGUUCACGCUGCUUGCCUCCUUUCCGCCCUGGAGGAGCACCACCACCCAACGCAGCCAAUACGCGUGCAUUAA
Molecule: messenger RNA, 1269 nt
Organism: Rhizoctonia solani
Lineage: Eukaryota; Fungi; Basidiomycota; Agaricomycetes; Cantharellales; Ceratobasidiaceae
Product: tRNA dimethylallyltransferase
Exons: 6
Coding region: 1-1269 (422 amino acids)
Biological process (GO): tRNA modification
Cellular component (GO): mitochondrion
Molecular function (GO): tRNA dimethylallyltransferase activity
Source: RefSeq, a predicted model, not a curated record